GUGGUGAGCAAGUUCUUACAAAGAAUUCUUAAUUAAAUAAACAGUUAUAGUAUACGAUAUAAAGGUUUCAGCUUUAAUACGGUCAGCUUCUCUCACAUCCCCAAACAAAACCAAAAAGACGAUAACUAAAACCAAAAAGACGAUAACUGCAAAUGUCGCUUUUACCCUUCUUCAUCUCCACCGAGAUGUUUCCAUGGCUUCUUCUGAUUUUACUUCCUCCACUUCUUAUCUUAUUCACAACAUUUCUUCGCUCGCCGAAAAAUCUUCCGCCAUGUCCACCAAAGCUACCUAUUUUAGGAAACAUCCACCAGAUCGGAAGCCUCCCUCACCGCAACCUCAGAGAUCUCUCGCUCAAAUACGGCCCCGUCAUCACCGUCUAUCUCGGAAGCGUCCGCACGGUGGUUGUACACUCUCCGGAGACGGCGGAGGAAGUUUUGAAAGUUAAUGACUCCAGUUGCUGCACUCGCCCCAGAUUAUCCAUCACCAAGAGCUUUUUCUACGACGGACUCGGUCUAGGUUUUACUCAGUGGGGCGAUUACUAUAGAGAUGUUCGGAAACUCUGCGUUCUCGAGCUUUUCUCUGUUAAACGAGCCAACUCGUUUCGGAAUCUGAGAGAAGAGGAGCUGAGUCGACUCGUUGACUCGCUAUCCGAGUCGGCUGGUUCUGGAUCUCCUGUGGAUCUGAGCGCGAAGCUGAUCAAGUUCGUCGCGAGCUUCACUUGCCGAAUGGCGUUUGGAUUGAGUUUCCUCGGGAGUGGAAUCGACAACGAGAGGUUUCUGGAGGUGUUCACGGAGGCGAACAGGGUGAUCGGAAAAUUCGCGGCGGAGGAUAUUUUCCCUGUGUUUGGGUGGAUCGUUGAUCGGAUCUCCGGGCUCGAAUCUAGCCGGAGGAAGAGCUUUCGUGAUCUCGACGCGUUUUAUCAGAAAGCCAUUGUUGAUCAUCGGGAAAAGAAGAAGACGGAAGAAGAACGUGAAGAUCUCAUCGACGUCUUGCUCAAGCUACAGAGUCAGGAAACUAAACUCGGUUCCACUCGGAUCACUGAUAAACACAUCAGAGCCAUUCUUAUGGAUGUGUUUGUAGCAGGCGUAGACACAUCUGCAAUAAGUAUGGAUUGGGCAAUGGCAGAGAUUGCAAGACAUCCAAGAGUGAUGAAGAAAGUACAAACCGAGAUCCGUGAACACGUUGGAGACAAAGGCAAAGUAACGUACGAGGAUCUCGAAGGUUUAGAGUACAUGAAAAUGGUGAUCAAGGAGACUUGGAGGCUACAUGCACCCAGUCCGAUUCUUAUUCCAAGAGAGGCAAUGUCCAAAUUCAAGAUCAAGGGUUAUGACAUCUACCCUGGAACUCGGAUUCACGUUAAUACAUGGGCCAUUGGACGAAACUCUGAUGUGUGGAAAGAUCCUGAUGAGUUUAUCCCCGAGAGAUUUGUGGAUAGCAAUGUGGAGACGAAAGGGAUUAGUUUUGAGCUCUUGCCGUUUGGGAGCGGACGAAGAGGUUGUCCGGCGAUGUACGUGGGGUUAAGUACGGUGGAGUAUACAUUGGCGAAUCUUUUGUACCAUUUUGAUUGGAAAGUGGUGGAGGACGUGAGCAUUGAAGAGGCUCCUGGUCUUACUAGCCAUAGAAAGCAUGCUCUUUAUCUUGUGCCUGUUAAUGUCAUUAACCGUAAGUUUUAAAGAGUUUGGGAAACGCAAACGCAGUUUGCAAAGAAUAAAGAAAGUGUGUUUUGGUUUGAUUUUUGUAAGAAAAAUCUAUACUUUUUGAGUUUUCUAAUUCAUAAAUUGCAAUAUACUUACUCAUUUUUUUAUUAGCUAUUUGGAUAUUUUUCAUAAAGUAGCUUUGAUUUUAGAAA
Messenger RNA from Thlaspi arvense, 1849 nucleotides. Lineage: Eukaryota; Viridiplantae; Streptophyta; Magnoliopsida; Brassicales; Brassicaceae. The record is from the annotation of a GenBank genome assembly.